AUGUCAUCCAGACCCGAACUCGAGAACAAGCUGCCCAGCUUGAAGCGCUAUGUCACAACCCACGAUCCUACCACUAAGCAGGCAGUCUUCUCAGACGCUGUCGACGAGACCUUGAAAUGGGACAGAAUACCAAGCGCAGCCUUCGGUCUCCCCUACGUCACAAAAGGGCAUCCAGUCGAACUGAACAACGACGCGGACCUGAAGGUCUACAAGCCCUUCCUCGAGAAGGCACCCGGACUCGUAACAUCUGGAGGCACGGUCCUGCGCUUCGUCGACAUGGAACCCGGUGCACUGUCGCCCAUGCACCGAACAAUCUCGCUCGACUAUGGCGUAGUGAUCGAGGGCGAGGUUGAGCUGGUGCUUGACUCCGGGGAGACUCGGAUCUUGAAGCGUGGUGAUGUUGCGAUUCAGAGGGGCACAAUGCAUGCGUGGAGGAACUUGAGCAUGGACAGUUGGGCGAGGAUGAUGUAUGUGUUGCAGGAAAGCAAGCCGGUGGAAAUCGGUGGGGAAAUUUUGAAGGAGGAUUAUGGGACUAUGCAGGGUGUGCCUGCUUCUCACUAG
Molecule: messenger RNA, 561 nt
Organism: Macroventuria anomochaeta
Lineage: Eukaryota; Fungi; Ascomycota; Dothideomycetes; Pleosporales; Didymellaceae
Exons: 1
Coding region: 1-561 (186 amino acids)
Source: RefSeq, a predicted model, not a curated record